Molecule: messenger RNA, 990 nt
Organism: Ostreobium quekettii
Lineage: Eukaryota; Viridiplantae; Chlorophyta; Ulvophyceae; Bryopsidales; Ostreobiaceae
Source: the annotation of a GenBank genome assembly
AUGGAGGACGAGAACGGAGCCCAAGAGGCCGCGGGCGGCGGCGAGCGGGAGCUGGACCUCAGCAAUUCGCAUCUGCACGACCUGGAGGACGUGCCCAUCGCCGGCACGCUGACGGCAUUGGACCUUACGACCAAUCGCCUCAAAGACAUCGACAGCAGAAUCCUUGCCCUCACAGGGCUGACAUCGCUGUGCUUCCGGCAAAAUCUGUUGCCCGAUGCAUCUGUAGUUGCUGAGUUUCAGUCCAAGGGUGUGCUGGAAGAUUUGGAGCUUAGGGACAAUCAACUCAAGCAGCUGCCUGACCUGACAGGCUUCCAUAAGCUGCGGCGCCUUGAGGUGUCAUACAAUCAGCUGCGCAGCAUCUCUGGACUGCUGUCUCUGGGAACUUCAAACCCCCUCGAAGAGCUGUACGUGGCCGCCAACAAGAUCACUAAGAUCGAAGGGCUGGAGGACCUAGUGCAAAUCCGGAUACUUGAGCUGGGUUCCAAUCGUGUGGCCAAGAUUGAGGGUCUAGAAACCUUGCAGUCCCUGGAGCAGCUGUGGUUGGGCAGGAAUAGGAUAUCUACUGUUGAGAAUGUGGGGCACCUGACAAACUUGCGGCAGCUGUCGUUGCAAAGCAACCGCUUGGAGUGCAUGAGGGGUUUUGAGGAAUGUGUGGGGCUUGAGGAGGUGUAUUUGAGCCACAAUGGUAUAUCCAGAUUGGAGGGCCUGGGCACUCUCACUCGCCUGAAGGUCCUCGAUGUGUCAAGCAAUAGGCUGGAAAAGAUCGAAGGCUUGGACAGCCUGGGACAGCUGGAAGAUCUGUGGCUCAACGAUAACAGCAUAGACUCCUGGGAGGGGAUCUACGAGUCGCUUCAGGGACCUAGGCAGUCUUUGACCACACUCUACCUUCACAACAACAAAGUGGCAGCGGACCCUAUGUACAGGAGGAAAUGCAUGGAGAUAUUGCCCAACCUGGGUCAGCUUGACGCCAACUACACAAGACGCACGUGA